Penicillium waksmanii is the source of this 1578-nucleotide messenger RNA. RefSeq lists its product as uncharacterized. The transcript has 6 exons. Lineage: Eukaryota; Fungi; Ascomycota; Eurotiomycetes; Eurotiales; Aspergillaceae. The record is from RefSeq and is a predicted model, not a curated record. Gene Ontology annotation, molecular function: carbohydrate:proton symporter activity. Gene Ontology annotation, cellular component: membrane. Bases 1 to 1578 code for a protein of 525 amino acids. Gene Ontology annotation, biological process: transmembrane transport; carbohydrate transport.
AUGCUUGGCCACAUUAUAGUCAAUCGUUACAAUCUCUGGGCUGUGGUAUUUUCUGCUAUCGGCACUAUCUCUACAGCCUAUGGCCUGGCCAUCAUCGGGUCCACUGUCGGCCAACCCAGCUUUUACACAUAUCUCAAGCUUGCACCACAAGGUACAACCGGUUAUAGCCAUACCACCAGAAUCAUUGCUUCUUUGAAUGGAGUGAAUUCAGCUGGAGCAAUUAUAGGCUGUUUAUACCAUAUUUGGAGUUCAGAAAGCCUCGGUCGCAAGAAGACCAUGAUAGUAGGUUGUAUCGUCUUGACUAUCGGCGGUGCGAUCUGCGCGGGAGCAGUUGACGUCGCAAUGUUUCUAGUUGGUCGCGGUAUCGCUGGAAUUGGGUCUGGUAUUCUCGCCUGUGUUGUUCCCAUGUACCAAGCGGAAAUAUCCACACCAGAAACCCGUGGUGCUAUGGUAUCUGCUACUGGCAUUGAAUACGCUCUAGGCUACUCUUUUGCUGGUUGGCUUGGGUAUGCCUGCUCAUUCAUGUCAGAUACGAGCCAAUACGCCCAAUUCGCCUGGCGCUUUCCGCUGGCUUUCCAGUGUGUAUUCCCAGUUAUUUUUCUGUGUGGUCAGAAUUUCAUACCACUUUCUCCUCGAUGGCUUCUUUCUCAAUGCAGAGAGAAAGAGGCCUUCCAGAUUAUGUGCAAACUGCACCAAUCCAGCGGUGACCUGAAUAAUGUUCGCGCUCGUGAGGAGUUCUUUCUCACUAAGAAACAAUACGAAAUUGACAGUAAUCUACCGAAUCGACGGCAUGACCUGUUCCGAACUGCCCCCAACCGCAAACGUACCCUUAUCGGAGCAAUGUUAAUGUUCGGAAAUCAAUUUCUCGGGGUCUAUGUGAUCUCAAACUACGGCGUUCUUAUCUAUGCCCAGCUCGGGCAAGGUGAUUCAAUUUCACUGCUACUGAAUGCAUGCUGGACAACACUCACUCUGUUUGGGAAUACUUGGACAGCCUUUUAUGUCGACAGGUACGGCCGUCGCACAUUACUAUUGAUUGGCGCGAUCGGAACGUUCUGUACUUGCAUUUGCCUCUGUGUAUUGAGCGCACUUUAUUUGGAUACGACGAAUAAGGCUGGUCUAAAAGCUACUGUCUUUUUUUGUUUCCUGUAUAUCUUCUGGUGGUGUUUCUUCAUAGAUGCUACACAAUACGUGUAUAUUUCGGAAAUAUUCCCGAGUCAUUUACGCUCCGCGGGUGUUGCUUUCAGUCUUGCUUCCUUCUAUUUGGCAUCAGAGGUGACUCUAUCGGUCGCACCCAUUGCUAUGGACAGCAUCGGAUGGAAGUUCUAUCUGGUACUCAUUUGCCCGAGCUCCCUUUUUAUCAUCCUUCUGUUUAUCUAUCUGCCCGAAACCAAGGGACGAACUUUAGAGGAGAUUGGAACUCUUUUCGGCGACAAAAAUAUUGCGAAUCAAUGGUAUGGACUAACUGAGGAGGAGAAGAAUGUUAUUUACGACCAGGCGGUCUUGGAGGAUAAGAGCGAUGCCGCGACUGCGGGGCAUACAGAAAAUAUUGAGGACAUCGGUAUGGAAGAGUUGGGCUAG